CUCUCCGGGCGAUAAACAGAAAAGACGCAGUCUCCACUUUACACCCCAGACCUCCCCUAGACAGGUACCUUGGGGUCCCAGAGUCCGUGAACUUCCCUUUGCUUUCCGGGCUAGGCACGAGGUCAAAGGACGCGACCUGGAGGAGGCCCUGGAUCGAGGGGUGGUCUCCGCCCGCCGGCCGCGCCGCCGCCACUGCGGUCUGCGGUGCGAGGAGGGGGAGCAGAUGUGAGCCGAAGCGGAGGGACAGGGCCGAGCGGGGAGAGAGGGACGCAGACGCAACCCAGCUGGGGCCGCGGGGGGCUGCGGCUUUCAGACGCGGCGGCGCGCACGGCGACUCCUUCUGUCGGCCGGCCGAGUGCGCCCUUCCGCUGAGCCCUUAAUUCCGAAAGCGCGGAGAUUCCCAGACUCCACCCCGGCCUUGCCAGCCCCACUCCUCCCCCUGCCUUCUCCGUGUCCGACGCUGCCCUGUCAGACCAGAAAUCCCAGCCUCCAGGCCGGGUGGGAUGCGAGGAAGUUCUCCUAAAUCAGAAGUGGAUUGAAAUCUAAUAAACGCAGAUUUUGGGUACCUCAGGCUUGAAGGGGCUCUUUUAUUGAGAAUCGAUGUCUUCUCCUAGGUAAUUGAUCACUGUAGACCCAGGGACACUCGACUCAUCAUCGAGGGAGGGUAAUCAUCAUGAAUAAUCAAAAAGCUGUAGCUGUGCUACUGCAAGAGUGCAAGCAAGUGCUGGACCAGCUCUUGUUGGAGGCGUCAGAUGUGUUAGAGGAGGACAAGAGGGAGGACCAGCGGUGCAGAGCUUCACUCCCCAGCGAGUUAAGAACCCUGAUCCAGGAGGCAAAGGAAAUGAAGUGGCCCUUCGUGCCUGAAAAGUGGCAGUACAAACAAGCUGUGGGCCCAGAGGACAAAACAAACCUGCAGGAUGUGAUUGGCGCCGGGUUGGAGCAGUUACUGGCGUCCCUGAAAGCCUCCAUCCUCGCCCGGGAGUGUGCCACCGCAGCUGCCAUUGUGUUCCUGAGCGACCGGUUCCUGUACGGGCUCGACGUCUCGGGCGAACUCCUGCAGGUCGCCCAAGGGCUGCACAAGCUGCAGCCAGCAACGCCAAUUGCCCCGCAGGUGGUUAUUCGCCAAGCCCGAAUCUCGAUGCACUCAGGGAAACUUUUAAAAGCAGAGUAUAUCCUGAGCAGUCUGAUAAGCAACAGUGGAGCAACAGGUACCUGGCUGUACAGAAAUGAAAGCGACAAGGUCCUGGUGCAGUCGGUCUGCAUACAGAUCAGAGGGCAAAUUCUGCAAAAGUUAGGGAUGUGGUACGAAGCAGCAGAGUUAAUAUGGGCCUCAAUCAUAGGAUAUCUGACACUUCCUCAGCCAGAUAAAAAGGGCAUUUCCACAUCACUAGGUAUACUGGCAGAUAUCUUUGUUUCCAUGAGCAGGAAAGAUUAUGAAAAAUUUAAAAGCAAUCCUGAAAUUAACUUGGGCUUGCUGAAGGAGUUUGACCACCAUUUGCUGUCAGCCGCUGAAGCCUGCAAGCUGGCAGCCGCCUUCAGUCCCUACACGCCUCUCUUCGUGCUCACGGCUAUGAAUAUACGUGGCACAUGCCUGUUGUCAUAUAGUAGUUCUAAUGACUGUCCUCCAGGAAUGAAAAAUUCAUAUCUGUGUGAAGCCAAAGAGGCCUUUGAAAUUGGCCUCCUUACCAAGAAAUGUGAUGAACCAGUUACUGGAAAACAGGAGCUCCAUAGUUUCCUCAAAGCUGCUUUCGGUCUCACCACGGUGCACCAGAGGCUCUAUGGGGAGAUGGAGACGGUCCACACAGCAAGUCAGCUCUGUAGUGAAGCUAUGGGAAAGCUGUAUACUUUCAGUAUUUCCUCCAGAAGUCAGGAGAGAGAAGCUGUCUCUCAGGAAGUCAUGUCUCUUAUCACCAGGGUGAAGGAACAGUUACAAGUUCAAAGCUUCUCAAAUUUAGAUGACAAGUCUUAUGUUCCAGAGGGUUUCAAGUGUGGGUUGGAGAAACCCAUCUUGCAUGGGCAAGUGGAUUUCCAAAAAAUUAUUGAAACCUAUUCACAGCACCACACUUCAGUGUGCGAAAUAUUUGAAAGCACUUGUGGAAACAACAAAAAUAAACAGGAAGAUACAAAAACAGGAGUCUGUAUCACUGAUCUAAAAACAGAAACAAAAAACAUAGAUACUGUGAGUACUACUGAGGACAAACCACGUUUUGAAAAAGGCAUGGUAAUAUCUUCCUCCCAAAUGGCUAGGAGUGGUUGGGAGAAACUCAGGAGGGUAGGAAGGAGAAACCUGGCCAGUUCUGAUGCAUUUCAAGUCUCCGUGGAUGAAGAUGUGGAGACUGAGGCUGAGUCAACACACCAUAGCAGUGGUGGGGGAGCUGUUUUGAACAAGUCUCUGAGCGACAGCCAGAGCUCCAGUUCUUGGAGCAAGUUAUCAGGGUGUAGUUCUUCUACAAGCUGGGAGGAAGUGAAUUACCAUGUUGGUGAUAUGUCAGCCAGAAGAGAGCCUAGCAAGGAAGAGCAUCAUGUGGACACUCAAUGUUCCACUGCCCUGGCAGAAGAACUGGAGAUCGAUGGGGAGAGCAGAGCUGUACAUCCACUGUCUUCAGAGCUUCAUGGGCUCUCUCUCCAGGUGUCCAGGGAUGACAGUUUAGAGUCUUCUCAAAGUCAACUACCCAAGCCCAUGCCCUUGACAACUUUUCCUCCUCAUAACACAACAGGCACUUUGUUGGCCUCAGGUGCAGGGCUGUUAAAAGGAGCUCCAGAAGGUAUGUGGGAAGCUGGAAAUGUGGGGUCCAGAGAUACUUCUGCUCAUUCCAGACCCUCAUUUGGUUCUGCUUCUUGGUCUUCUGAUUCUGGUUGGCCCAAGAACAUGGCCACAUAUCCUCCGAUCCAAGAAGAAGAAACCUUUGAAAUAAUUGAUAAGUUUCCAGAAAUCAACUGUGAUGCCAAAGACAGUCAUGAAGAAGAGAAGAGAGAAGAAAUCAAAGGAGACACAGGUCCCACAUUUAAAGAUAGCCCCUGCUGGGUUGACGCAGAAGAAGAAACAGCAGAGAGAGCAGAAGAUAGGCCCGUAGACUUCCACAUAGUUGUGGACGAGCCUCUGGGCAAAAGUUCCAUGAUAGCAUGUAGCACUUUCACUCCUCAUUGGCUUGUUCAAAAUCCUGACUCAGGGAAAAGUGGUGGCUCAGUCAAAGAGCAGGGCAUUGACCCUGAUGCCUCCACGGUGGAUGAGGAGAGCCAACUGCUGGACAGCACAGAUGUUCACGCCACAAGCACACAUGGCUCUCACAGAUCAUGUGCUCUGAGGCAGCUGCGUGGUCAGGGAGCCCAGAUCCCCAAUUCCUCUGUAAGUGGUAACACUUCCAUCCCUGUCCUCAGCGAGGACUGCACUACCACAGAGGAAGCAAAUGAACCUGGAAACCUGCUAAACUGCAGCCAGAGCUCCAGCUCGUCCUUGGCAUGGUGGAUGGAAUCACCUGCAAUUUCCAGUGGUUCUUCUGAGGGAGAAAACCCAUGGUCCUUUCUGAAUUCCAGUGGAAGUUCUUUUGUUUCAUUGCCAGGAAUGACAACACAAAAGAUCCUUAAGGCUCGCACCCUGCAGCCUGAUGACUUUGAAAAACUCUUGGCAGGGGUGAGGCAUGAUUGGCUGUUCCAGAGACUGGAGAAUACAGGAGUUUUUAAGUCCAGGCAACUCCAUGGAGCACAUAAUGCUCUUUUGUUAAAAUAUUCCAAGAAAUCUGAACUGUGGACAGCCCAGGAAACUGUUGUGUAUUUGGGGGACUACCUGAAUGUGAAGAAGAAAGGCAGACAAAGGAAUGCAUUUUGGGUACAUCAUCUUCAUCAAGAAGAAACUCUGGGGAGAUAUGUUGGGAAAGAAUAUAAGGAGCAGAAGGGGCUCUGGCACCACUUCAUCGAUGUGGAGAGGCAGAUGACUGCACAGCACUAUGUGACAGAAUUUAACAAGAGACUUUAUGAACAAAAUAUUCACACACAGAUAUUCUACAUACCAUCCUCAGUAUUACUGAUUUUGGAGGGCAAGACAAUAAAAGGAUGUGUCAGUGUGGAACCUUACAUACUGGGAGAAUUUGUAAAAUUGUCAAAUAACACGAAAGUGGUGAAAACAGAAUACAAAGCCACAGAAUAUGGCUUGGCUUACGGCCACUUUUCUUAUGAGUUUUCCAAUCAUAGAGAUGUUGUGGUCGAUUUACAAGGUUGGGUGACUGGUAAUGGAAAAGGGCUUAUCUACCUCACAGAUCCCCAGAUUCACUCUGUUGAUCAGAAAGAUGUCACUACCAAUUUUGGAAAGAGGGGAAUUUUUUACUUCUUUAAUAACCAGCAUGUGGAAUGUAAUGAAAUAUGCCAUCGCCUUUCUUUGACAAGACCUUCAAUUGAGAAACCAAAUAAUUCAUAGACUAUCUAGAGUGAUAAUGACCACUUAGUGCUCCUCACCAGUGCCGGGCUCUCCCCUCCUUCCAGGGACACCAAUUAUGGCACAGCCUGGUCCCUUGGGUUUAGGUGGGAACAUGGGACUGGUUCCAGCCAAUGAUUUGUGAGAGGCAUUGAUAAGUAUCACUUUCAGGCCCAUAUUAAAUUGCCAGGGCAACACCAGGGCAGAGUCUCUUUCCCUCUGCGCAAUUACCAAGAGUACACCAGGAGAUAGCUGCUCAUCAGCAUAAGUCCUGCAAUGAGGAAAUCACAGGAAAGAGCCCCACUGACCCACGAUGGACAGAAAACACACAUGAGAAAUAAACUUUUCUGGCUUAAGCCAGAAAUUUUGGAGCUUUUGUCACUGUCCAUCAAGACUGAUACUAUUGGUGUUUUUCUUAUUGAUUUAGGAGUUCUUUAUAUAUAUAUUAAAGAAUUCAGGCCUUUG
Molecule: messenger RNA, 4873 nt
Organism: Lagenorhynchus albirostris (white-beaked dolphin)
Lineage: Eukaryota; Metazoa; Chordata; Mammalia; Artiodactyla; Delphinidae
Gene: ALPK1
Product: alpha kinase 1
Exons: 15
Coding region: 674-4411 (1245 amino acids)
Biological process (GO): protein phosphorylation
Molecular function (GO): protein serine/threonine kinase activity; ATP binding
Source: RefSeq, a predicted model, not a curated record